AUGGAUUUAAAAAGCGGUUUCGUUGUUCUAGAGGAAGAUGGGACCAUAUCAGUUUUAGAUUUAGUUUUAAUAGUAAAUGGAUUUAAGUCCAACAGUUACAUCACAGAUGCUGGAGUGCCGCAGGGCUCCACUCUUGGUCCUUUGCUAUUCACAUUAUUUAUUAACGAUGUGCUAGAUUGUAUUCGCUACUCAAAAGUUCUCAUUUUCGCAGAUGACAUUAAAAUAUACCGUGAAAUUCGUGGUAUUAGUGACUCCUUGCUUCUUAAAAAAGACAUAAAUAAUUUGGUUUCUUGGUCAUUGCUCAACUUUUUACCUUUAAAUGAGAAUAAAUCUUUUAUCAUUUCGUUCACACACAAGCUUAAUGUAUGCGAGUUUGAUUACAAAAUCAAUCAUCACAGCUUACAGAAAUGCUCUUCCAUUUUGGAUUUAGGUUUUCUGAGCAGUACUCAAGACGAGACCGAACCAAUGAGGAAUCUUAACGUUUUCACCGCUGUCUUAGAUAAAUCCUUACAAUGCCGCCAAAUUAAACCCCACAUGGUUAGGGCCUUGAAAACAGUAUAG
Molecule: messenger RNA, 561 nt
Organism: Zophobas morio
Lineage: Eukaryota; Metazoa; Arthropoda; Insecta; Coleoptera; Tenebrionidae
Exons: 4
Coding region: 1-561 (186 amino acids)
Source: RefSeq, a predicted model, not a curated record